Molecule: messenger RNA, 1664 nt
Organism: Cannabis sativa
Lineage: Eukaryota; Viridiplantae; Streptophyta; Magnoliopsida; Rosales; Cannabaceae
Product: geranylpyrophosphate:olivetolate geranyltransferase, chloroplastic-like
Exons: 10
Coding region: 250-1446 (398 amino acids)
Cellular component (GO): membrane
Molecular function (GO): transferase activity, transferring alkyl or aryl (other than methyl) groups
Source: RefSeq, a predicted model, not a curated record
CAAGAUGGAAUUUCUGGCCAUAAUUAACACAAUAUGGUAAUCAAGGCAUGCAGGCAAAAAAGAUAGAUGUGCCUGCCUACCAUCCAAUUAAUAAUCCAUGGCUUCUAAAACUUUUUGGGUAGCUUUAAAUUUUGAAAUCAAAACAAAAUAUUAUUUCAUUAUAAAUAUUGCUAAUCAUUCAUGAUCAUCACUAUGUUCUAAUAAGCCUUUCUUUCCCUCUUUGGUUUUUAAUAAAUAAAUAAUAUCAUCAUGGAGGUCUCAUCAGUUUGCACCUUUUCAUUUCAAACUAAUUAUCAUACUUUAUUAAACCCUCACAAUAAGAAUCCCAAAAACUCAUUAUUAUCUUAUCAACACCCCAAAACACCAAUAAUUAAAUCCUCUUAUGAUAAUUUUCCCUCUAAAUAUUGCUUAACCAAGAACUUCCAUUUACUUGGACUCAAUUCACACAACAGAAUAAGCUCACAAUCAAGGUCCAUUAGGGCAGGUAGCGAUCAAAUUGAAGGUUCUCCUCAUCAUGAAUCUGAUAAUUCAAUAGCAACUAAAAUUUUAAAUUUUGGACAUACUUGUUGGAAACUUCAAAGACCAUAUGCAGUAAAAGGGAUGAUUUCAGUCGCUUGUGGUUUGUUUGGGAGAGAGUUGUUCAAUAACAGACAUUUAUUCAGUUGGGGUUUGAUGUGGAAGGCAUUCUUUGCUUUGGUGCCUAUAUUGUCCUUUAAUUUCUUUGCAGCAAUCAUGAAUCAAAUUUACGAUGUGGACAUCGACAGGAUAAACAAGCCUGAUCUACCACUAGUUUCAGGGGAAAUGUCAAUUGAAACAGCUUGGAUUUUGAGCAUAAUUGUGGCACUAACUGGGUUGAUAGUAACUAUAAAAUUGAAAUCUGCACCACUUUUUGUUUUCAUUUACAUUUUUGGUAUUUUUGCUGGGAUUGCCUAUUCUGUUCCACCAAUUAGAUGGAAGCAAUAUCCUUUUACCAAUUUUCUAAUUAUCAUAUCGAGUCAUGUGGGCUUAGCUUUCACAUCAUAUUCUGCAACCACAUCAGCUCUUGGUUUACCAUUUGUGUGGAGGCCUGCUUUUAGUUUCAUCAUAGCAUUCAUGACAGUUAUGGGUAUAACUAUUGCUUUUGCCAAAGAUAUAUCAGAUAUUGAAGGCGACGCCAAAUAUGGGGUAUCAACUGUUGCAACCAAAUUAGGUGCUAGGAACAUGACAUUUGCUGUUUCUGGAGUUCUUCUUCUAAACUACUUGGUUGCUAUAUCUAUUGGAAUAAUUUGGCCUCGGGUUUUCAAGAGUAACAUAAUGAUACUUUCUCAUGCAAUCUUAGCAUUUUGCUUAAUCUUCCAGACUCGUGAGCUUGCUCUAGCAAAUUACGCCUCGGCGCCAAGCAGACAAUUCUUCGAGUUUAUCUGGUUGCUAUAUUAUGCUGAAUACUUUGUAUAUGUAUUUAUAUAAGACCAUAAUAUAACAUAUAUAUGUUUAUUACAUAAAAUUGGGACACAAAAACGUCAAUUAUUUGGACAAAAGUACUCAGAAAGACCUCUUUCACUACAAGGGGAGGCCAUUUAGUUAUACUUGGGUUUCAAUCAACAAAUUUAUAAAUUUUUAAGAUUUUAUUUACAAAACAUUUUCAUGUGUAAUUAAAUCGAUCGUCAUUUAUUUUUUGGAUACAA